Messenger RNA from Venustampulla echinocandica, 1341 nucleotides. RefSeq lists its product as uncharacterized. Bases 1 to 1341 code for a protein of 446 amino acids. The transcript has 3 exons. NCBI's taxonomy places the organism in Eukaryota, Fungi, Ascomycota, Leotiomycetes, Helotiales, Pleuroascaceae. The record is from RefSeq and is a predicted model, not a curated record. Gene Ontology annotation, molecular function: heme binding; oxidoreductase activity, acting on paired donors, with incorporation or reduction of molecular oxygen; monooxygenase activity.
AUGUACGGACUCGUUGUGGGAGUUGCCUCACUCUCAGCCCUGACUGACAUCUAUGGCCAUGGUACACCAUGCAACAAAGACCUUUUCUACAGCACACUCUCCGGCACCCAUUUCAACCUUGCCGACUGUGUCGACAGAGCCGAACAUGCUCGUAAAAGAAAGGUGUUAUCAACCGCAUAUGCUCUCAAGAACCUUGAAUCCUGGGAGCAUAAGAUCACUGACAAAGUCGCCAUGAUGAUCAAACAAUUCGACAGGCGUUGCACAAAUCCAUUGAAACCAGGAGAACGGCCAUGUCCAGCUGAUCUCACUGUAGACUAUCGAGCAUGGACGAAUUUCUUCACAAUGGAUGCUAUCGCCGACAUUGGCCUGAGUGAGCAUCUGGGCUUUAUAGUGGCUGGAAGCGACGACAUUGUCGGAGAGAAGCUCAAUGGCGACACAUACACUACUAGCUACCGGGAGUGCUUACAUGCAACCCUUGAUGCGCAAUCUCACCUGAUUUGGGCCUAUGACUGGUAUAAACCUCUCUCAAAACUGAGCGCUAUGCUCUCUAGUCAAUAUUCCCGUUGGUUCAAGCUUGCUGGGAACUGGGAUGGUGUCGUAUAUCACCGUGCUACGAAGCGACUCGUAAGGUACCAGAAAGGCGAGAAGCUGGACGAUUUCUUUCAAGCAUUGAUGGAAGACAAGAACGGAAAACCGAACAACUUGCCAUGGGGAGAGAUUGUUGCAGAAAUGUCUGUCAUGCUCAAUGCUGGUUCAGCCUCGACUGCCAUCGCAAUCAACAACACCAUGUAUUUAUUGCUCAAGCAUCCUUCGGCACUUGCAACACUUCGAGCAGAAUUGUCCACUGUCUUGACCGAUCAUGAUGAGGUUGUAGCAUACGACCAAGUGAAGCAUCUUCCCUAUCUUCGAGCCUGUCUAGAUGAAAGUAUGAGAAUCCUGCCUCCAACCACCUUUGGACUCCCGCGCCGAACUCCUGCAGAAGGCCACUCAAUCAACGGGGACUACAUCGCAGGAGACACCAGUGUCUCGAUAUCCGCCUAUGUUGCGCACCGGGAUGAAGCUGUCUUUAUAGAUCCCGAAUGUUUCAUUCCGGAGCGAUGGCUUGGAGAACAGGGCAAAGAACUUCAACAAUACUUCAUCGCUUUUAGCGCUGGUUCUCGGGGAUGCAUCGGUAGGAAUAUCAGUUAUCUCGAACAGGUUAUUCUGCUUGCAACCAUGUUGCAUCGAUAUGAGUUUGCAUUGCCCCAUCCUGAGUGGGUUCCAGAGUUGCGAGAGCAUUUCAAUCUUGUUCCAGGCCCUUUGCCUGUGAAGGUAUGGAGAAGAGAAAAUUACGAUGCAUGA